Messenger RNA from Selaginella moellendorffii, 1197 nucleotides. RefSeq names its product pentatricopeptide repeat-containing protein DOT4, chloroplastic-like. The transcript is spliced from 3 exons. Gene Ontology annotation, biological process: RNA modification. NCBI's taxonomy places the organism in Eukaryota, Viridiplantae, Streptophyta, Lycopodiopsida, Selaginellales, Selaginellaceae. Gene Ontology annotation, cellular component: intracellular membrane-bounded organelle. The record is from RefSeq and is a predicted model, not a curated record. Bases 1 to 1197 code for a protein of 398 amino acids. Gene Ontology annotation, molecular function: RNA binding; protein binding.
AUGACUGGCAGCCAUUGCCCCAAACACUCCACGGAUUUCAGCCUCAACUAUCCCUCCAUCGCGAUCGACAAGCUUGCGCCGGGCGCCAGCCGCACAAUCUCAAGGAUCGUCACGAAUGUAGGCACCGGAAGAUCUUCCUACACUGUCGCCGUGGCGCCGCCGAGCGAUGCCGCGCUUGCCAUCGCCGUGAACCCUAAAACCCUAGAUUUCUUCUUCACUGGCCAGAAGCUCUCUUACACAGUCACGCUAUCUUUGAAUAAGGAAGCGGCGGGAAAGAGCUGGAUAUUCUCUGCUUUGACUUGGACCGAUGGCACCCAUCAAAAGCUUCAUUCCACUCUCUCUUUCCAUGAAGUGUUUCUUGCGGGAGGUUCACAUCCAAAGUUUUCCAUCGCGGCCACGAAAACUAUCACCGCCUCGUCCACAGCGGCAUUGCUUGCUGCUCUAAAGGCUUGUAGCGGCCGGGCAACGAAAGAAGAUGCCACAGAAGUUAAUGGAAGGCUUGUCAAGGCCAAGUCUCUGCAAGAAGGUAUGGAAAUUCAUUCUCAGGCUGGCUGCUUACGGGACGUGUUCGUGGCUAGCAGCUUGGUGGACAUGUACGCGAAGUGUGGAAGCCUGGAAAAGGCUCGCAACGUUUUCGAGGCGAUGCCUUGGCAGAACGUUGUGUCAUGGAACGCGCUGAUGCUCGGGUAUGCUGAGAAUGGGGAAGAGGAGGCAUGUGUGAACUUACUUUCGUGUUUAGUGCCGAGGCUUCGAUCACCGAGAACUUACGCGAUUGCUCUCAAGGCUUGCAACAAAUUAGCAGCAAAGGAAGAAGGCCAGAGCUAUGGUGAACAGGAGCUUGUCAAAAUCAAGAGCCUGGAGACGGGUAUGAGGUUGCAUUGUCAGGCUGCUCGGAGUGGUUUUGACGCGGAAAUUUUUGUUGCUGGCAGCUUGAUUGAUAUGUAUGCCAAGUGUCGGAGCUUGCGGGAUGCUCGCAAAGUUUUUGAUACGAUUCCUUGCUACGACGUGGUGUGUUGGAACUCGCUCAUGUCGGGCUACAUUGAAAACGGUGAGGGAGGCACAGCUUUGGCAUUGUUUGAUUGUCUUGGCAGUUUAGCGGAUAGUCUAAGCUAUGUUGUUGCUUUCAGAGCUUGCGCUGGUCUGGCAGUGGAAGAAGAAGCUAAGAAAGGCAGUGUGAAGUGGUCACCAGCAUUAUAA